CACGGUGCCCGCCCUCGCGCCCGGCGCCUCCCCCCCAGCCUCCUCGCGGCCCAGCCAGCCCAGGCCUCCUCGCGAACAUGGCGCUUGUCCCCUGUCAGGUGCUACGGGUGGCGAUCCUGCUGUCCUACUGCUCUAUCCUGUGCAACUACAAGGCCAUCGAAAUGCCCUCGCAUCAGACCUACGGCGGCAGCUGGAAAUUCCUGACAUUCAUUGAUCUGGUGAUCCAGGCUGUCUUUUUUGGCAUCUGCGUGCUGACUGAUCUUUCAAGUCUUCUGACUAGAGGAAGUGGGAACCAAGAACAAGAGAGGCAGCUCAAGAAACUCAUCUCUCUCCGGGACUGGAUGUUAGCUGUCUUGGCCUUUCCUGUUGGGGUUUUUGUCGUAGCAAUGUUCUGGAUCAUUUAUGCCUAUGACAGAGAGAUGAUCUACCCAAAGUUGCUUGAUAAUUUUAUCCCAGGGUGGCUGAACCACGGAAUGCACACAACGGUUUUGCCCUUUAUAUUGAUCGAGAUGAGGACGUCACACCAUCAGUACCCCAGCCGAAGCAGCGGCCUCGCUGCCAUAUGCACCUUCUCUAUUGGCUACAUUUUAUGGGUGUGCUGGGUGCAUCAUGUAACCGGCAUGUGGGUGUACCCCUUCCUGGAACACAUUGGCCCAGGAGCCAGGAUCAUCUUCUUCGGGUUCACCACCAUCUUAAUGAACUUUCUAUACCUACUGGGAGAAGUUUUGAACAACUACAUCUGGGAUACAGAGAGAAGUAUGGAAGAUGAGAAGGAGAAGCCCAAAUUGGAAUGAGAUCCAAAUCUAAAUGGAAGAGCUAGAUCUAACCACCAUUGAAAACUCAUUCUCCAGGCAUUCACAGGACAGCAAGAAAAGUUUCAAAGGACAUCAUGGAGUCAGCCUCACCUCCCUGUCCCAAUGGGAAGACACAUUUUAUAUAUAUAUAUAUAUAAAAAUGAUAAAAAUAGAAUACAUUUUUUUUCCAAAAUAACUCAUCUUCAUUGUGCUUUACAGAAUUAUUUCUGAAUUCAUCAUUGAUAAUAUCUUCCUCCUUUUUUUCUUGUUUUAAAACUAAAAUUAUUAUUGGAUUUUCAUUUUUGCAGCUAUACAUCUAUUUAAUCAAGGACAAAUAAAAUUCUAUUGUGUUUCUUAUUGAAAAAUAUAUAAAGUCAAGAGUGUGGAGAUAGAGCAAAGGCAUUCAUGUAUUUAGCUCUAAACCACUAGAAUAAUGAAUCUAGGCCACUGUAUGGGCCCAAGAGAAAAUGGGAUUAAUGUUUCCUAUUGCAAUAAUGUAAUGGUUGCCUCAAAUGAGCAGUGUUAGUAAGAAUGAAAUCAAUUUAGUCAAAACUGUGACUGCAUUUAAAUAUCCUGAUUUAAUCUUGUGAAACUUCCCUAGAUGCACACUCUAAUAAAGACCAACCAACCCAAA
Tupaia belangeri chinensis (Chinese tree shrew) is the source of this 1428-nucleotide messenger RNA. RefSeq names its product androgen induced 1 (gene AIG1). Gene Ontology annotation, cellular component: membrane; endomembrane system. The transcript is spliced from 7 exons. NCBI's taxonomy places the organism in Eukaryota, Metazoa, Chordata, Mammalia, Scandentia, Tupaiidae. The record is from RefSeq and is a predicted model, not a curated record. Bases 78 to 794 code for a protein of 238 amino acids.